AUGCUGACGUCCAUGAAAACGACUGGGUUUUUAUUGUUGCUCAAAGCAAUGCUUGUUUUGGGUACAGGCGCCGGAUUCAUGCUAGGUCUACGAAGGGGUAUUAGAAAGAAGACGAAGGCGAGACAAACACCUAUGACUAUUCAGCAACAACAACGUCAAAAACAACUGUCACACUCCCAUACAGACACAACACGCCUUGGUCAUAACAAUACAUCCGAUUUAAAGCGUACGAAGCCUAUACCCAUACUAUUACACAUACCAGCGCACUUAGAAGGGGGUCUAAUGCAGGAGCACACAAAGGCGCUAAAAGAAGCGGCUGUCUCUAAAGGAGAGAAGGACUACCGUUCCGCGGCGAGUGCGCUUGCCAUCGCCACUGUGCUUUCUGUGGGCAGCUUCUCUGCGCUUGUGUAUGGCAGCUGCCGGGCGUUAGGAGUUGACAAU
Molecule: messenger RNA, 441 nt
Organism: Sphaeroforma arctica JP610
Lineage: Eukaryota; Ichthyosporea; Ichthyophonida
Exons: 2
Source: RefSeq, a predicted model, not a curated record